AUGGCCACCAACGGCAGCUCCGCGAGGGUUCGGGACACGGAGAGCAGCCUGGAGAAGGUGAAGCGGCAGCUGUCGUCGGGGUCCGGGAGGUACCUGCUGCAAGGGCCCCUGCUCAAGCGAUCUGAGACGUUACGGAAAUGGAAUGAACGUUGGGUCAUAUUGGAUCCGACAUCUGGAAAGAUGGAAUACAAACUCCGGAGAAAUGAAACUGCCAUUAAGGGGACCAUUCUGUUUGACGCCUCAAGCACCAUUACUUUAUCUCCUGUGAACUUUCAUGCAACUCAGUUAGUCUUACGAGCUCAUAAAGAGGCAGUAAAUUCUUUGGCUGGGAAUGGCUCUCCAGCUACAUUAGGCACAGUUGCUACUGCAGUUGCUAAUGCUAAUGCAACAGCCAUGGAGGCUACCAAGGAGAUAGAAGCUGCACUAAAGGUUUCAAUGAGGGCAGCUCUUGGGUUGGGUACAAAUAACUCCAACGAGGGCCAACUUGAUGACCUAACAAUCAUGAAGGAGACUCUACGAGUGAAAGAUGAGGAAUUGCAACAUUUGGCUAAGGAUAUCCGUUCUCGAGAUGCUACAAUAAAGGAAAUAGCAGACAAAUUAACAGAAACUGCAGAGGCUGCAGAAGCUGCUGCUUCCGCAGCUCAUACAAUGGAUGAACAGAGGCGACUUUUGUGUUUGGAGAUUGAGCGACUAAAACAAGCCUUGGAAAGACAAAUAGAGCAAUCAAUGCUUAAGCUUAGACAAUCAGAAGAGAAGGUUAUCAGCCUGAGCAAAGAGAAGGAGCAGUUGAUGAAGGAAAGAGAUGCUGCAUUUCAAGAGGCUCAUAUGUGGCGCAUUGAACUAGGAAAAGCCAGGGAGCAAGCAGUGAUACAGCAAGCAACUAUUGCCCGAGCAGAGGAGAAGGCAAGAGUUUCUGAAGCUGAUGCUGCAGCUCGGAUUAAGGAAGCUGCUGAAAAAUUGCAUACUGUUGAGAAAGAAAAGGAGGAGCUUCUAGCCCUGGUUGGUGUUCUCCAAUCACAAGUCCAGAGAGAGCAGAGCAGCACAAAGCAAGUAUGUGAAGAGAGGUCUGAAUCAUGUUCAGGCGCCGACAAUUCCCUUCCCUUAACGAAGCAUGUUGAUGCAUCGGAUGAUGAUGUGGACAAAGCCUGCGUAAGUGACUCUAGAUCAGUGCUGGUUUCAAGCGAUAGCACUGAGGUCCAGCUGGCUGUGGAUGGGGUGGACAUCCGUCCUGUUGGCGAUGCAGAGUGGGGUGGCUUCCAGCAGUCAGAAGCGCUGAUCGCUGAUGUUCGGGAGGUCUCCCCAGAGGCAGAUGGCGGCAGCUUGGAUAUUCCUGUGGUCAACCCCCCACCAGUCAGUGAUCAUAUCCAGGGAGGCGCCACCCAUCCCUGA
Molecule: messenger RNA, 1389 nt
Organism: Miscanthus lutarioriparius
Lineage: Eukaryota; Viridiplantae; Streptophyta; Magnoliopsida; Poales; Poaceae
Source: the annotation of a GenBank genome assembly